GAGACAGACGGACUGUUUAAAGAGUCUCUGCUCAGGAGCGGGACUCUCAGCUCCCUACCCGGGUUUCUGUUCGUGUUGUUCGGAUUAAAAAACACACACGGAGCCGGUAACCGACCAACAGCGGAGCCAGGUGCAGCAAUGUCAUCUCUCCUCCUCUUCCUCCUCCCGCUCCUCAUCCUCCACGCUGCCUGGACGCUAGAGUUUCGUUAUCAUAAUAACCAGGAGAUCCAGCAGUACCUCCUCCGGACCAACGCCUCCAACCCCGACAUCACACACGUGUACAGCAUCGGCCGCUCCGUCAAAGGUCAGGAGCUCUGGGUGUUGGUCCUGGGUCUCAGUCCCCGCCAUCACACCGUCGGCAUCCCAGAGUUCAAAUAUGUGGGCAACAUGCACGGAAAUGAGGUCCUUGGCCGGGUUGUUCUGCUACAUCUAAUUAACGACCUGGUCAGCGGUUAUCGUAACAACGAAAGCUGGGCGGUGCAGUUACUCAACAGCACCCGCAUCCACAUCCUGCCGACGAUGAACCCAGACGGCUUCGAUGCAUCAGACACAGACUGCAUACUCAGCACAGGGAGGUAUAACUUUAACGGCAUCGAUCUGAACAGGAACUUUCCGGAUGCUUUCUCUGGUCUACGUAAACAGCAGCCAGACGUGGAGAAGAGGGAGGCAGAGGUCAGGGCUGUGAUCGACUGGCUAAAGAUGGAGAGUUUUGUUCUGUCUGCAAACCUUCAUGGAGGAGCUCUAGUGGCGAGUUAUCCCUAUGACAACAGCAACGGAGGCAGUGAGCUGAUGGGCGGGGCCAGUGUCAGCCCUGAUGAUGACGUGUUCAUCCACCUGGCCAAGGUGUACUCUAACAACCACGCCAACAUGCACCAAGGUGACCGCUGCGCCGACGGAAGGCCAUUCCUGGAGGGCAUCACUAACGGGUACCAGUGGUACCCUCUGAUAGGUGGGAUGCAGGACUAUAACUACGUGUGGGCUCAGUGUUUGGAGCUGACUCUGGAGAUUUCCUGCUGUAAGUUUCCUCCGGUUAACCAACUUCCUGCUCUGUGGACGGAGAACAGGAAGGCUCUGCUGGCCUUCAUCCAGCAGGUUCACCUGGGUGUUAAAGGUCAGGUGUUUAAUGGGGCAGGUGUUCCUGUCCAGAACGCAGAAGUGGAGGUGAAAGGUCGUAAGAAUUUGUGUCCGUUUAGGACGGACAAAAAUGGAGAAUACUACCGACUGCUGCUGCCUGGAAACUACACUUUCACGGUGAGGUACCCUGGUCAUGAAGUCUUAACCGAGACGCUGAACAUCCCUCAUGGUCCGGAUCAAUACUCCGCCAUGAAACACAACUUCAGGUUACGACAACUCUCCACAACACCCGGCCACGCGUCGGCCAGUACCACUCCGACCUCCCUCAGUCCUACGUGUAACCACACGUUAAACCUCACAGGAAGCGGCACCACAAGCAUACCCACAUGGACCAGGUUAGGUUUAAUACUUGGUCUGGCGGCGGUGCUGCGAUCUCUGAUCGACUGAAGGAGCAUUUGACGGUCUCAGGUUUGAGUCUUGAACUCUUAAGAAGAUGUGCAGUCAGUCGGAGGUUUCUGAAGAGGCGACUGGAGCCUGGACUUUGGAUCAACCGACUACUGGACAGAUUUAUCACCGCCGAAAGUCUCUAAUGAAGCGUACUGUCUUUGCAGUAUGGGCGGUGCACACUGAUCUGCCUUUUGGGAAGAAGACAUUUUAAAACUUGAACAAAGCAGAAGUAUUGUAAGUGUUAUCAGCAACACUUUUCUUACUCUGAAACGUCAAACAUCAGCGUUUAUACCGCUGGAACUGGCUAGCUAAUAGCUAACAAGCUAGCAACCAGGAGCAAGCCGGUUGGUCAAAGAAGCCAGUUUGACCAAUGAAUUCAAUGUAUUUUCAUGGGAAAAUAAAUAAUGUAGCUUAUUUAUACUCAAAAGAACAGAUGGGGACACACGAGGAGUGGUGGGUAUAAAUAGGCUGGCAAGACUAAGGCGUUCCCUUUCAUAUACAGUAAAUAUCAACUCUCUAAAAACAUUAACAGAUUGUUUAGAAUUCUUCAGAGCCCAGGAAGCAAAUGAACCUUAUACUUGAUCUCUAAAUGGCCUUAUUUUUUCCGCAGCCCAGUUUUCCUUUUUCAUUCACUUUUUUGCUUAAAUGAUGAACUGCCUUCAUGGCUGCACAUCCUUGAUUUAGUGAUAAUUUGGGCUAAAUUCACUCAUUCAUCCAGCCAGCAGGCCAUAGUUAGAAGCAGGGGAACCCACCACUGACAGGCCAAAGCCUGAGUGAAGUCCUAAAGAAUGCACAGCAGCUCUUUGGCAUUAUUAUGGGUAAUGGGCGCUAAUUGGACAGCAUUCCCCUUGGUGCCAACUGUUUCUGUAAUCAGCGAUCAACCUGCAAGCAUUUGCUUGUAAGAGGCCCCAGCCAAGCUUUCCGAUACUCUGGCUAACUAGGAACUACAGCUUGGGUAGUUACUGGACAACAAAGCCCAAACAGGAAGUAGGAAGAGUUUUUGGGGUGUUUGAGUACGAAGGUUACAAGGACUCUGUUGCAUUGCAUUUUUUCCAAAAUAUUCAAAUUUUUGGAGGCUUGAGCAUCCCCAGAGUCUCGUCAAAUUUGGCAACCUUGGUGAAAAGUUUAUAGUUUUUGGCUUUGUGGAGAGCUUUUGCGACAUGGCUGCAUAGCCUCCCCUUGAAAUUUUCAGAAAUUAGUUUCUGUAGCAGCUUCUUUCAGCUACAUGUAUGAAAUUUGGUGAGCUUAUGCAGCUCUGUGACAUCUACAAGAAAGCCUGUUGAAUUCAUCACCUAACACCAAGAAGAAUCUGCUAUUUUGAAUGAAUUUGCGAAAGUUAGCGUCUAAGGAGAUGACCAAUAUUGAUUUUGUGUGCGGGCAUGACGACCAGACUCAGAGCUGCCCCCUAGAAUAUUUAGAAAACUCAGCCCUUGCAGAAUGUCCAACCAGGGAUUUGAAAUUUUGUAGACUUAUGUAUCUUACGUAAAAUGCUUCAUGGACUCGCCAAAUCAACAGUAAGUAGCCAUUUCCAGGGAUCCUUCUUCCUUUCAGGGGUGUUCAUCAGAUUGACUUGAAAUUUAGUUUACUGCUGGAGGAGACCUUUGCAACAAAAAGUUAAUUGGCAUGUGUACAAAAGUCAAAGGGCGUGGCUAUGAUGGCUUUUUAAAGUUUGAUAUCUUGCCAUAGAUCAGGAAGUUACCGUCACUCAAUCAUGAAGGCCCCUGAAUGACUCAAAACUUCAGUGGUAAGAGGCCACUACCAAAUAUAAUUAAGGGCCACCGUUAAAUAUCUACAAAAAUAGAUAUAAACGUGUAAUUUGAUAUCCCAGGAGGAGCAUUUCAAAAUAAGCAUGAAUAGGGACGCUUUUCUAAGGAUGUUAUAGCAUUAAAGUAUUUAAAUAGUUACAACAAGAGCUGUGAGGCGAAGCAGUGGUGGUGGUGACACUGCACAUUCAUCUCUGAAAAUUAUGUUUGAUUUACGACUCUGGAGCGAAGUUAUCAGGCAUGUUCAUGGCUAUGGUGGUUUGUUAAAGUAUGAUGUCUCGCCAUGCAUCAGGAAGUUACUGUAACUCAAUCAUACAGGCUCCACACUGCAUUUAUGUGGUGAGAGACUCCUUCCUAAGAUGUUUUAGAGCCAGCUAUAAAUACCUGACUUAGCGCCACCUCUUGCCUUUUUAAGUGUGAUAUCUUGCCAUGCAUCAGGAAGUUACUGUAACUCAAUCAUACAGGCUCCAAACUGCAUUUAUGUGGUGAGACCCCUUUCAAACAUGUUUUAGAGCCAGCUAUAAAUACCUGUCUUAGCGCCACCUCUUGCUUGUUUAAAUGUCAUGUCUCGCCAUGCACAGGAAGUUACUCUGUCGCAAUCAUACAGCCUCAACACUUCCUCAAACAGCACUUAAGUCAUUAGAGUCUACUUCUUAACAUGUUUAAGAGCCAACACUCAAUAUCAGCCAUAGCACCACCUCUUGCCUACAUGUGAUGUUUCACCAUGCAUCAGGAAGUUACUGUACCUCAGUCAUACUGUUUGAAGACUUCCUCAAACUGUAUUCAUGUGGUAGCACUUCUUAACAUAUUUAGGAGCCAAUAUGGAAUAUCCUCCAUAGCGCCACCUCUUGGUAAGACUUGCAUGACAUGCUUCAGUCUUUUACCUUGUCAUUUACAUAGGUGCUCUAUCUUCAUGUUUUUUUUUUUUAAAUAAAGAGCAAUUCAUAGCUUUUUAACCUUUUAGAGCCUGAUAGACAUCACAGAUUUUGCGGCUUUGUCGAGACCCAGACGUGCACCAAACUCUGUUGAAGGCUGGAAGGUAAAAGGGGCUCUCUGGUGCAGCUUGCCUACCACUUGGAAUCUCUUGCUUAUGGGGUCAAAACAAAUCUUAAUCAUGUUUACAGAAGCUUAAUUAUUCUGCCACUAUUCAUCAUUACAAAUACAACGGUGACCAAUUCUCUCUCUGUAGAAUUAAAAGAUUUAAAUUUGUUAUUUUGAGGUAUAACAGGAGGAAAAAGUCUGCCUCUUUAAGACUUUCCUGCUAAGGCUUUACAGCGACUGAAGGGCUGUAGUUUGUGAUGGUUCAUUAAGGUUGGCAGGGCUCUAACAUGUAAUUUUAUACCCCAGGAAGAGUGCUUUAAAAUAGGCACAUGUGGGGAUGCUGUUUUUAGAGGGGGGCAGUUUUAAAGCCAGAGAACAAGACGUUACAGCAUGAAAGUGUUGAAAUAGUUACGACAUGAGCUGUGGAAGGAAGCUGUGGCGGUGACGCUGCACAUUCAUCAUCAAAACCCUGUGAGGUGUGUUUGAUUUACGACUCUGAAGUCAAUUCUUCGGACAUGUUCAUACAGGCGCUCAUUUUUAAGCAUGUUAGGGAGGGUGAACCCUCCAUUCAUGCUGACAGGACUGACAGAAGUGUUAUGGUUUCUUACCUUUGGGUAUGAGACUCUUCUAGAGCUGUUAAAAUAUUCAGGACUUUACAAUACCAUGUGUUUUAAAAAAGCAAAAUCCCUGUUAUUUUGAUUGAUAGUAGCAAAAAAUAACAAGGCUUUUAAAACUUUUGAUAGUCAUUUAUAGUUUAAUGAAAGCUGUUGCAAGUGAAAGAGAGCAGCGGUGGUCCAUUGAUGUCCGCAGAUUGGUAAAUACUGACCUUUCCAAUAGUUCAUUUUUUUUCUCUUACAUUGCAUCUCACAAACUGUGCACAAACAAGUAGAUUAAUACCUUUAUCUACUAAACAAGACUGUGUUUAGGAAGAGCAUGAGUCUUUUUAAAGUUGCAAGCACAACCCCAGGCUAGGGGGUUGGGGCAGCCAGAGUCAAGAUCAACAGGUGUUGACAUGUGUGUCACUCAGUGGCCAAGGUCAAGCUCGAUGGCAUCUUUUGUCCUGGUCUUUUCACCCCUGGUAAUUCACCUAUGGUUUUUGGGGCCCUUGGGACAUCCACAGCAUGACCAGGGUCUCCUGGCAACCUACUACCCAAUUGAAGGGUACCCUAGACUAGUGGUACUUAAUAACUGUUUUGUCAUGGUUUUCGUCUAAUUUUCAAAUCUAAUUUGGCAGACUCAGAGCAGACAAAGCCAUCCCUAGAUCUUUAGGUCCGGGACCCCAAGUUGGGAACCAAUGACCAUGCUAACCUGUGUUAUGGCAAUUUUUCUAUGCUGCUGGUGAACGAUGAAAUACAGACGUCUGCUGGCCGACAAAAAAAGGUUUUAUUUCUUGCAAGAAGGUCAAUCAACACACACACACGAGAGGUCAGUCUCGUGGACAUCACAAUUUAAAACACAAAAGGACCUUUUGAUUCAGUCAUGGGCUCCAGGUUUAACACCCAGUCAGGAACUAGCAUAGUCACCUUUGUUGCUUCGUGAUUACAUACAGUAUGCAGUAAAGUCACACCUGCCUAGCCCUAUCGUUUUCCCAUGUCUGUGAGAGGAGAGGCUCCAAAGAAAAGAGAACAGUAGGGGGUGUUGGGGGAAAGAGGUGAGACAAAGAAGCUAAAAUCCCAUUACACUCAGCACAUCCACCCCUUCUUGCACUUUAAAGGUGUGAACUUUGCUGUUUUUUCUGCAGAUUAUUUCCCCAUGCCCCUGGUAAUAUGCAAGGACAUCCAGAGCACGACUGGGGUUGAGUCAAUCCUCCUUUAUAUUAUAAAUUGAGAUUAUGUCUACAAGAAUGCAAGGGACAAUAACAAGGUCCAAUGGCCUUAAACUUUAACCUAUGACCUUCAAAAUCCCAUCAGUAAACCCUUUAGUCGGGAUGGAUUUGUGUGUAAAGUUUAAUGAAAAUGUAUCAAAGCAUUACUGAGAUAAUGCAUUUAAAAGAACGGCGUGGAUGGGCAUACUCUGGAGGCAUUCAAAUACCGGGGUACAAGCUCUAGAUUUACACGUACUAUUUUUUGUUUAAAUCCUGAAAGCGUUUUGGAAUAUAGUCCCAAAAUAUGACUUUUCCUUGAUAAAAGUUUGGCAGAAUAAUCAUUGGGGUAGAAAAAAUCAAAACUUUUUCUGAGGAAUACUGUCGAUAUUUUGAGUGCAAGGUGUCUAAAAACAAUAACAAGGAUUCCUCCGUAGCCAUUCCCAGAUAUGUUUGGAGCUGCUGGUUUAAAUGGUCAGCUUGAUGGCUAGAAAUCUCUGUGUAACAUGAACAGGCUGAACACUCUGCUCCAGCUAACACAGCCUCUUUACUUAGUAAAUGUAUAUUUAAGGUACAUAUAGACAGGUGUAUCCAUGUCAGAGCAGUAAUAGGACAAAAACAGGUGUCACGUCUAUUUAAAACGGCCUUAGAGAUCCAUAAACAUCCUCACUCAGCAGCCUUCUGCACUUUCCCCCUUUAAAUGUCUUAUUUGCCAAAUCCUCUUUGACAUUUUUCUACUUUUGUACUCUUUGAUACGAAAUGUUGCUUCUUAAAAAUGAUCCGUGCCAUGUUUAAGUGUUGUGACUGCAGGCUUCAGUCAUAUUCAAACCAUCGGACCUCAUAGGACGACUCCUCUGUUUCUUGUCUCAUUACACUGUAAAAUCAGCUAACUGAAUCUCUGAAUCCUACUCCAGCUGAAGUUAACGGUCACUGCUGAGGUCUAGUCUACGUGUGAGUGGGUAGUUUUGAAAACAGAGGUUUCUCUGCUCGCUUACGCCUUUCAGAGAUGCCUGAAUGGACUACAGAGGUCUCUGGUGCUUCAUGCAAUCCUCCAAAGACAAACCUCGCCCCAUGAGGCGCCGUUCUGGCUGGUUGAAGGCCAUCGCAGAGAACAGCAAGGAAGUUCUUGCAUGUCAAGGACAUCAUGAGUCUGAGUGGAGGACGGACUACUGACAGCUCGUGUUUUUGUGCUCUCCUGUGAACCAAGAUGUUUUUGGGAACAUAGCAGAGGAAAUCCUCUGUUUUCAGAAUUAUUCACCUACAUGUGGACCAGGCCUCUGUUCCUCUGAAUCUUGAAGGAAAUCUCUUGCCAUGUGGGGUGAAUUCAGGGUGAUUGAGAUAGAAACUUGAAUCGGGAAGUGAAACAAAAAUGUGUUUGUUUUCUCAACCAAUGACAAAAAAAAAGUUUUUUUUCCUGAGACACCAUGUGUUCACCUUUCACCCUACCCCUCCAUUCUAACGAGGAUCAGGACAUCCUGACCCUAGUUGUGCAAAAAGUCAGGUUUGCAGGGCUAAGUAGGAGGGACAACAGCCGAAUUGGGAUUUAUUUGUGCUGUAUACGUUCCAAAUAAGUGAUUCUUAACCUUUUAAUGUGUGCCGACCCCUCAUCAACCACUAAAAUGUCCCUGGAUUACCUGGGUUUUGCUUACCAUUGCCAACAAAAUGCCUUGUGUAAUCCUGGUUGGACAUUUAAAAUGAAUAAAAUGGCGACCUGGCCCUACCUCUGUAGCAUGUUUGGUGAAUUAAAUUUAAAUUUCAGGUCCUUUCGAGGUCAAUCAAAGCAAAUGCAUGGAAAAAUUCUCACAUUAGCCUUAAUUACCUGCUGAAUACUGUCCCAAUCACCCAGAUGUUACCUGAAAAUUGCAUUUUGGACCAAUUUCCAGAUAAUUCAGGUCCUUGAAUGAUCAUAAAACUGUUCUUUCUCCUUAAACAAAUCAGAAACAUCUUCCAUAAAUGUCAUAUUUUGUUUUUGUUUUUCUUUGAAUUGACAGUAAGAAAGCUAUCAAGGGAUGGAAAUUCAAAAACUGUCCCAAUAUCCUUGAAUUCACCCUUCAGAAAA
Molecule: messenger RNA, 8185 nt
Organism: Cheilinus undulatus (humphead wrasse)
Lineage: Eukaryota; Metazoa; Chordata; Actinopteri; Labriformes; Labridae
Gene: cpm
Product: carboxypeptidase M
Exons: 10
Coding region: 139-1521 (460 amino acids)
Biological process (GO): proteolysis
Cellular component (GO): cell surface
Molecular function (GO): metallocarboxypeptidase activity; zinc ion binding
Source: RefSeq, a predicted model, not a curated record